AUGGAUGAUUCGUUCUUCGAUUCGUUUCAUGUCAUCCCUGUCGAUGAUACUGCUGAAAUGGCGGCAACGAGCACGGCAAACAACGGCAAUUCCAACACUUUCACUCCGAAGCAAAAAAAGCCGCGCUUUCAAUUUGGAUCUCAUAUUCGCGUUCUGAAGACCCAUGAUGUGACACCAGAGCCAAACUUUCAUCUAAUGGAAGAUAAACAGCUUAAGGUUGAGCUGGCCAAGAAUGGACUGAAACCGAUGGGACGAAAACGUGCAAUCAAGAUGUUACACGAUAUUUACGAGCACACUCAUCCAAUCGUCGACGAAAAUCUUCUCAAAAACCUUCCUUCGGCUGAUGAGAAGAAGGCAACGAAAAAGAAAGAUCAAGCCUCGGAAAACACAAAGCAGAAAACAGAAAUUGGAGAGGAACAAGAUGAGAAUGGAGACACUGACGACGAUCCAUUUGAAGUGGAAGGAAAAAUCCCAAGUAACAUCGAUGAAUUGCACGAGGCUUUCAUCUGUUGGUUGAGAGAACCCGAACAAGAAGAGCUUCUACUACAUUGCCUACAACUUAAACCUGUAGCAUUUGAUGAACUUUAUCUACAGAUCAAAAAGGCUGAUUCUGCAAUUUGUGGGAUGUCGAAAAAAGCGCUGUCGGAGAUAAUGAAUCGAAUUCCAAUUACUUUUCGAGCACUUCCAAGAACUCGUCGAGGUCGGAAGGGAAAAAAA
Mesorhabditis belari is the source of this 717-nucleotide messenger RNA. NCBI's taxonomy places the organism in Eukaryota, Metazoa, Nematoda, Chromadorea, Rhabditida, Rhabditidae. The record is from the annotation of a GenBank genome assembly.